GUCGAAGGGCAGUUGAGAACUAACUCAAUGGCGCCGUUGACACAAUCACAGAUUGCUGGCAUCCAUAAGGAGCUUUUACCAAUUCUUUCCAAUGAUGAAGCGAAAACCAGCUUUGGAGUGGGUGCUUACAAGGCCUUUCUCGGAGCGCACCCCGAAUACAUCCAAUAUUUCAGCAAACUUAAUGGGCUAACAAUAGAUAAUGUGUUUGAAUCUGAAGGAAUCAAGUACUACGGACGAACGUUGGUGGAUGAAAUCGUAAAAAUGCUCACUGCUGGAGCCGAUGACGAAAAACUCAAGCAAGUGCUCCACGAUAGUGGGAAAGCUCACACAGCAAGGAAUAUUGACAAUGCCACAUUUAUGAGCGGUCUUCCGGUCUUCGUCGACUACUUCAAUAAGUCUCUCACAGUCCCGGAGAACCAAACUGCAAUGGAAGCUUUCCUGAAUCACGUGUUUCCAAAUAUUUCAAAGGACCUUUAGAACCUGUGCCUUGGCCACGAUGUAGAACCGCACACUGGAAAUAAACAGA
Molecule: messenger RNA, 526 nt
Organism: Opisthorchis viverrini
Lineage: Eukaryota; Metazoa; Platyhelminthes; Trematoda; Opisthorchiida; Opisthorchiidae
Exons: 3
Coding region: 28-477 (149 amino acids)
Molecular function (GO): oxygen binding; heme binding
Source: RefSeq, a predicted model, not a curated record